AUGAAAUGGGAACAUGGAACUAGUCUCUUGGCUAUCAUAAAAAAAGCAUGGCUUAAUGUUAUCAUGUUACUUUACUUGUCAACGUUUACUGAGGAAAAUAACUCCUCUUUUCCGUUGAAUACUGACUUAUUAGCCGCAACAUUUAUGGAACAAAUAAACAGUUUGGAGAAAGCUGGAUACAUUUGGCAACCGCUGUCACGACGUAACCGAGAAAUUCGAUUAAGCCCAGCCAAAAUAAUUGAACCACCAAACAAUGUGAAAGUGAUAAGUGGAGAAACCGCUCUUUUCUUUUGUCGUGUUGGGGGGAAUCCAACUCCCACAGUGAAUUUUCUACUUGACCGUCAGGUUAGCCGAACAGCUCCUGGGGUGGGUGGAGUUCUGAAUAUCCCUGAUGGAAGUUUGCUACGUUUAACCAAGGUACAUCGUGGACAGAAUGGUUUGCAAGUUCAAUGCAUAACAAGAAAUCAUGUUGGAGGAGACAGCGCUUCAGCCUAUCUCACUGUAUAUGACACCAAUGACCGUAUACCUGAUGGUUAUCCGGUAAUCAAUGUACCACCGAAAGCCAGUUCAGCCGCAGUUGGUGACGUAGCUCGGAUGGACUGCGAAGUUUCUGGACAUCCUCAGCCUAUCGUAGUUUGGCUCAAGAAUGAAAUUCCCAUUCGUAAUACUGAUAAGCGGAUUACACUUGUUGGUACUGGCUCAUUGUUAUUUGAACAUUUACUGCUAUCAGAUGAAGGGCAUUAUGAAUGCCUAGUAUCCAACCAAGCCGGAUCAGUAAUAAGUUCUAAAGCGUAUCUAAAAGUUAAAAAUACUUACUUUGUGCCAAAGAUAAUCGAUAAAGUUGAUCAAGUUGGAGUACGUUCUGGACAUAAUGCGAAUUUAACUUGUCGGGCAGCAGGAAAUCCAGCUUCAACUACAAGAUGGCUUACUGAUAGUGAACGUCCCAUUACAGAUUACACCGAAGGCAUAUCUACACUAUAUUUGGCUGACAUUACAGAGCCUGCAAGAUAUAUUUGUGAAGCAAAUAAUAGUCUAGGAACUGUACAACAUCCAGUUAGAGUUCAGAUAAUAGAAGUUCCUUCACCACCAACCGAUUUAGUGUGCUUGGAAAAGGGACCAACAUUCGCCUUUCUACAAUGGCUGCCUGCGAAACCAUCGUCUAGCUCACAACAGCCUGCUUCACGUGCCGUUGAUUCCUACACAUUAUUCUUAACGGAAAUGGAUAAUGCACAAACAAUUGCAAAUAAAAAGCAGUUAACAGAUAUUCCUGCACGUCAGUUUCAUUUGCAUGGAGCAUUACAGUAUAAAUUAACGGACCUAAAACCAUAUACAAUGUAUUCAGUAGAAGUGUGCGCAGUCAGUAAUCUUUUGGGAAUGUCUGAUCCAAGUAAUAAAAUCAAUUUUAUGACAAAAGAACUGCCCCCGAGUUCGGCUCCAUACUCCAUUGAAACGGUAACAACGUCUGAUGACUCAGUUUUGGUCAGCUGGAAACCACCGAAAGAAGCAAAUGGAAAGAUAAUUGGUUAUCAUGUUUUCUAUCAUCGAAAUCCUCAAACUCCAGUUAUACAAUGGCAAAAGGUUGCGACCCAGUUUGAAAGUGUCAAACUAGAAAACCUUUUUACUUCAGAAACUUAUCACAUACGCGUGGGUGCACACAAUUCAGCUGGUGAGGGUCCUCUAACAGAUUCAUACCCAGUAUUGGUCAAAUUUGGAAUCCCAUCACAACCUCGUGACUUCAUCGGUUUAAGCUUUAAUCCCAAGGAAAUACACUUAAGUUGGACAGCACCUAAUCUUCCUGUGAAGACUAAACUACAAGAUUAUUUAUUAAAGUAUCGUUUGGCUGCUGAUGGCACUUCUAAUAGAGAAGAACAGCAGCAACCUAUGGAUAUAAAGCUGUCUCCUGACCUUACGGAGUAUCUUAUGGAAAACCUAGUCCCAAAUUCAACAUACCACAUUUCUUUGGCUGCUCGUACAAAAUUUGGCUCUGGGAUAGCAGCACAGAUAAAAGUUCAAACUGACAGUAACGUCCCAGGAGCACCGAUUCUACAUGAACUCAGCAUCUUGGAUUCAUUUAGUAUACGCAUUCGAUGGUUAGCACCUCAUGGAGUUUUAGACAAUAUUAAUGUUUCACAGCAUCUUCGUCUAUUGAGUAAUUCGCUAUCCAAGGCUGAAAGGCCAUCAAAAGUCCUACAUUAUUUAAUACAAUGGUCAGCUUUUCCAUUUACAGACUGGGAACAAAAUAAGGUAUCUAUUAAUUAUUUAUACCCUGCGCAACAAAUUUACGAGUAUAUCAUCCAUGGCCUUUUAUCGCGUACUGCAUAUCGUAUUAGAAUAAUGGCUGUUGGGUCAGAAGGAAUGGGUCCUGCCCUUGAAUUAGGCCCAAUUAAAACUAAAGGUCAAGUUCCAUCUGCGCCACGUAAUUUACGUCUCAAUCAGUUACGAAGAGCAACUCCACCGCUCGCAUGGGAUCCACCUGAAAGAACGCAUGGAGAUAUUCGUGGUUAUCAAGUUUCUCAUCGGUUAAUUGGUCCAGUUGACAUAUUUUACAAUUCGGCAAGUCGUUUGGAUACGGAAUCAAAUUCGCGCAUUCCGGCUAAACCAGUCAUUAGGAAUGUUACACAAACAGCAUACACUUCAGUCCUCGCAGAUGGAAUAAAAUUCGGUAGAACCUACCAGUUUGAAGUUGCUGCUUAUAAUGGAGUUGAUCUUGGUCUUCCUGCUCAGCUGAAUAUCAGUACACCGGAAGACGUACCCGGAAGCUAUUCACUACAUGUUCGUGUCAAAGGUCUUUCAGCCACAGCCAUCGAGGUCUCAUGGACUCCACCUUCAAAACAAAAGUGGAAUGAAGAAAUUACAAGCUAUCAGGUACGUUACUUUCAACCAAGUGCACCGAAUGAAACUGAAGUUAUUACAACGACCCAAGAACCAAGGUUACAAAUUGAAAAUCUUAAAGAACGUACAUUCUAUACCGUGUUGGUGAGGGCACUAACCAAAAAUGGGCCGGGUCCAUGGUCAGCAGCCAGCACAAUUCGUACCACUGCAGAAUUGCCUGAACCUCCUUCACAAAUUAAUGGUCUACGCAUAAAUCCACGACAAAUAAAAGUCACAUGGAAUACAAUGCCUGUGGGCCCUAUUACAAAACCUCAGGUACCAAUAACUGGAUUUCGGAUAUUUUACUCUACGAACGAAAAUACACAAGACUUAAACACCUGGCAAGUUCUGGAUGUAGGUCCUGUAACGAUGGCUACAUUAGACCUAUUGGAUCCACAAAAAGAUUAUGUUAUAAGAAUUAAGUCAAGAGGAGCUGAUCGAAGACAUGGGCGAUUAAGUGAACCUAUCCAUGUUGGAACGUACAAUCCAAAUGAAAUUGUUGGAAUAGCCAAAGAAAUUAAUAAUCUACCUGGAUCUGGACCAGAAGAUCUACAACGAAUCAGUCAUUUAUCAUGUGCUUGGAUUCAGACACUUGAAACCGCCAAACCUGGAGAAGCAAGUCUCAAGAUUUCAUGGAGACGUCCUCAUCAAACAGAAGGCCUCUAUCAGUUUGAAAUUCAGCUACUCGGUUCAAAAACGUAUACUGAUGAACGUAAUCAUCCACAUCGCAUUUUGUAUGAACCACGAUCAGUUGAAGUUACAACGUCAAUGCUAGAAGAAUCUUCAAGUUCUGCUUUGAAUACGAAUGGUAAUUACUUUUCGCCUACAUCAGAAAACUCGCAGUAUGAGUUAGUAAUUGAUGAACUAGAAGCAAAUACAGUAUAUGAUGUACAAAUCAAACCUGUUUAUACAAAAUCUGACCAAAGUACGAUCAAUGGGAUUCUGACUCCAGUUGGACGCACGAGUUGUAGGACACAGAUGCUCCCUCCACUUAUCGUUCCUCGACCAAUACCAGCUAAAGUAAGACCAGAAACAGGACAGGUAGUUAUGAGAACAUUCCGUGUCUCCGAAAGUCUUGGUCGUAUAAGAAGAUACUAUUUGAUCUUAUAUAAAGUGUCACCAGUAGAUUCAUCAAAUUUAACUCCGAAAUCAAAAGAAUUUAACUGGCCACAAAAGCUUCAUGAAGCAUCACAGUCCUGGGAUCCAAAUAUCUUUAUUGCUGCUGAAUAUAGCCAAGAAGCAUUUAUUGAACCACACCUUGAAGUGCUGUUAAAUUUACCAACACCUACCGAAAUCAAACGGCGUAAACGGAUGACGGUGAAUAAAAUGAAUAUUUCCAGUAGUCAGGUUCACCAAAUACAGUAUGAUAAACCAUUGGCCUCCGAGAAGUUAACUACCCUCCCAGAAGUUUUAGUCUAUGGUAGACAGCUGAUAAAAAAUCAAAAGUAUAAAGCAUUUGUCUUAGCCUGUAUCUAUCCAAAUAUGCUACCUCUAGGUGGGAACACAAAUGUUAUUUCCUCUGGAUCAAGUGCACUAUUAGACUCUCAUUUAUACAGUAGGGAACAGACAUUAGAAGAUGAGGAGAAUCUCUCCAUAGAUCUAUGUACACCAAGUUUAUGGUCAGUCAACUUUCAACCCGACCAGGCUAUUGCAUAUACUGAUACACAAAUUGGCGAUAUGUAUGCCAGUGAAGUAAAUGAAAGUGAUAUCAGUCAAACCAGUGCCAUGAAAAUAUCAAAUUCCGACUCGUCAAAUGAAUUCUUUGCUAAACUUGCUGGUAGCGCGAAUUUUUUCACCAUAACACUUAUUGUGGUCAUCGCAGGCCUUAGUAUAAUUGCUACAAUUUGCACUGCUAUUGGAUGCUUUAUGAGAAGACGACGAACGAAACCCAAUGAUAAUGAAAUGUCGAUAACUUUAACUCCAUCAGAUGGCAUGUUAAAAACACCUCUAAUGCCGCAAUCAGUUCAGAACUUUUCAGGUACUAACGGUGCUGUUGAACGUGAACAAAUGGAUCCUGAAACACCAGAGGUUUUCCAACCGGUCAGUUACAAAAUAAACAAUCCCACACCAGUCCAUACCCCCGUUCGCUCUGCCAUACCAAUCUCACGUCUGCCAGAACAUGUAGCUAUGCUGAAACGAGACAGUGGAAUAGCUAUAGCAGAUGAAUAUGAAAGUAUCGAAACGCGAACGGAUUUGACUUGGAAACAUGCAAACAUGGAAGAGAAUAGACCGAAAAAUCGUUAUGCAAAUGUCAUUGCAUACGACCAGUCACGUGUUAUUUUAAGCGAAAUCAGUCACAUACCUGGUUCCGAUUACAUUAAUGCGAACUUCAUCGAUGGAUAUCAAAAGAAAAAUGCUUAUAUUGCAACUCAGGGUCCACUACCAGGAACAUUUUACGAUUUUUGGCGAAUGGUGUGGGAACAGAACAGUCGUGUGAUUGUUAUGAUGACACGCUUAGAAGAAAGAGCACGUAUAAAGUGUGACCAGUACUGGCCCAAUCGAGGAAAAGAGGUAUUCACCUACCAGCAACAACAACAAAACCAACAACAAGAACAUAACACUAAAGUAAAUUAUGAAGUUAAUAAUGCAUCAGUACCGACAUAUACUGUGAUUACAAAAGAUACACAAGAAUUCGCCUAUUAUACGCUGCGUACAUUCAUUUUACAGCGCGGUAGCGAAACUAACCCAGUAGAAUCUGAAUCAAGAGGUAUGAAUGAACACCACCGUUAUAUUGAUCCAAACUUGAAUAAUGAACAAAGAGAAAUUAAACAAUUUCAGUUUACAGCAUGGCCUGAUUAUGGCACACCAGAUUAUCCUCAACCAUUAUUAAUGUUUAUACGACGUGUCAGUCAAGUACGUUCACAUUUGAUUCAUCAUAUGCAACAAGAACGUUUAAUUAACGAUGAUAAAAAUGCUUUAAGAGAUUUGAAAAUAUCUCAUUCAAACGAUAUUCGUAACUCAAUGAACUUAAACUUGUCAGAUGAAAUUGGGCCACUUAUUGUACAUUGUUCAGCUGGAGUUGGGCGUACAGGUGCAUUCAUUGUGAUUGAUUCUCAGCUUGAACGACUAAAACACGAAAACUCAGUAGAUAUAUUUGGAGCAGUUUGUCGAAUGCGUGCUAAAAGGAACUUCAUGGUGCAAACAGAAGAACAGUAUGCAUUUUUAUAUGAUGUAUUCAUUGAGGCAGCUGAAGUACAUGGGACUGAAGUUACAGCACACGGUCUGUACAAUCAUGUUGUAAAACUGCGUCAACCUGUACCUACAUAUGUGUUAGCGCGUUACAAUUUAUUACCCAACGGUAUCCAAGACGGUAGACUUAACGGUAAUAGUGCAAACACUAAUCAUAUAGCACCAUCCAUAAAAAUUUCAAGUUUGGAAUUAGAAUUUAAGAGAUUAAACCGCAAUCUACUUAACAAGCGCCAAAUAUCUUCAGCACUGACAAAUGAAAAUCGAACUAAAAAUCGAGAUCUUGAUAUACUUCCUUACGAAUCUAACCGUGUUUGUUUGUCACUAAUCCGUGGAACCACUGGAUCAGACUACAUCAAUGCGAGUUAUGUUGACGGGUAUCGUAAGAAUAGAGCUUAUAUCGCAACACAAACACCUCUACCGAAUACGGUGGAUGACUUUUGGAGAUUGAUUUGGGAAUGCAAUUCACCAAUUAUAGUUGCAUUUAGUGAUAAUCGGGAUAUGAAUUCGGUACCAAAUGACACAAAUCAGUACUGGCCAAGUGACAGAUCAGUCAGAUAUCAAAAUUUAAUGGUUGAACCUAUGGUUGAGUAUAAUAUGCCACAUUUUAUUUUACGCGAAUUUCGAAUCACUGAUACAACAGAUAGCCAGUCACGUACUUUAAGACAAUUUCAGUUGCAUGGAUGGCCACAUGACAGUGUUGUACCGAAGUCCGCUGAGGCUAUCAUUGAUCUGAUUGGUCAGGUACAUAAAACCCAAACUCAAUUCGGACAAGACGGCCCAAUAACUGUACACUGCAAUACGGGAUCAGGAAGGACCGGUGUAUUUAUAUGUUUAAGUCUUUUGUUAGACAGAAUGAGAUGUGAAGGAAUAAUUCAGGCGUUUCUCACUCUUCAAGUGUUACCAUUUCCAGCAAUUCAGAUUGGUAGUACUGAAAACAUUUGUUGUGGUGCAAGUAAUUAA
Messenger RNA from Heterobilharzia americana, 7020 nucleotides. The record is from the annotation of a GenBank genome assembly. Lineage: Eukaryota; Metazoa; Platyhelminthes; Trematoda; Strigeidida; Schistosomatidae.